AUGGCUUCUCCAAAAACUACACUCACUAGCCUUCCGCCCGAACUAUUCCUUACUAUAUUCUCCUACCUCCCCCAUCGAACCAUCAAAACCGUCGUUUCACCGUUGAAUUCUGCAACUCGAACUUCGCCCUCCAAAUCUGCUCUCCAGAACCUUUCUCUCACUUCAAAAUCCCUAAGAGUAACAUCUACACCUUAUAUCUUUGAAAGCAUCACUAUCAAAAGCUUCACACAACUCGAAGAAUUUGUAAGAGACGGGGGAGUCGGAGAGAUAGUUGGGAGAUAUGUUCGAAGGGUGGUCAUGAGAUGGGAUGCAUAUGGGGGGGUUAUGAAGUUGUCUCAACAGUAUCUUCCAACCGAGAACUUGAAAGUUCUGAUGAAAAGGGCAUUGGGGUUGAUGUCAAACUUGAAUACUCUGACAAUGGAUUUUCCUGGGGCGAUAGAUGCAUUGACUUACGCUAUUGUUGAUGAGGGUGGAUUGAAACGCUUGCAGGGGGUUAGUGUUAGGAAUGGUAGGGUCGAAUACGGAGGCGAUGUCGCAGAGCUUCUCUACAAUCUGGGGAAGCUGAGAGAACUACAGACCCUGAUUAUUGAUGGAACGACAUGCCCGACAGAUACUUUGAAGCCUAGCAGUGUGCUUCACCUUGUUCCUGGGGGUUUCAAAGAACUAGUGAAUCUUGAAGUCGUCAAUGUAUCAAGCUUCAACGACAAUUUACUAUCCAACAUCAUGGGAGCAGCAAGCAAAUCGACAGCUUUGACAAUAAAGAACUGCACUGGGGUCACACUUUCAGGAACCAGAAAACUGCUCCUGAAAUACGGCGGGAGACUACAAUAUCUAUCCCUCGAGGUUCUAAAAGGAUGGGUUCACGACACAAACCGUCCUGAACACGAAGCGGAACAUGAGCACGAACUUUACCGCUUUUCAGAAGACGAACAUCUCUGCCCCGUUAUCAGAGACUGUUGUAGAAACCUCCAAAUCUUGGAUCUAUACACAAACAAGAUCUGCAAGGAAAUGCUAUUUUCAAUGUCUACAGGAAGCGGAGCCAUGACCAGCGGGUUACCAACCCCGCCUGAGUCACCAGAUCUCCCACCGACGAGGAUAAUAGAUAUUCCGACACCUCCGACUGAUAUAAUUACUGACCAAAGGGGAUUCAUAAGGACAUCAGUGCUACCACCACCACUCUUCAGUUUCCAAAAUUUAUCAUUAAUCCAUCAAGGAGAAGAAGAGGAGGGGAGAUUGGUAAAGGCACCAGUCGAGAAGCAGCAAAAGAUGAAAAGAGUAAAGCUGAGGAUCCCAUAUGAUUCUUCGUGCUACGGAACAGGGGCAGGAGGGCCCAGCCUACAACAAAGAUUUACGACGCUUUGUGAUGGAGCACCGGCGAUUGAGCUACUAGAAGUUGGGAAGAAGGCAUUUGAAGAGGGAUUGGUAGAGUUGGUGAAUGUGCAGGGGCAUUGGAAGGGAGGGCCUUAUUUGAUGAUGCCAUGA
This is a messenger RNA of Orbilia oligospora ATCC 24927, 1482 nucleotides long. RefSeq lists its product as uncharacterized. The transcript has a single exon. The record is from RefSeq and is a predicted model, not a curated record. Bases 1 to 1482 code for a protein of 493 amino acids. NCBI's taxonomy places the organism in Eukaryota, Fungi, Ascomycota, Orbiliomycetes, Orbiliales, Orbiliaceae.